AAGAGGAGGGACAGCCUGACGUGACUGUGACAGAUCCACGCAGGGACUCAUUGGAAUAAUCUGUGACUGGUUUGCUGUCAGUGUUCACUAACUAACCCACGGCGGAUUCACCUUUUCAGCCCCAACCGAAGGGCGGCAGUUUAAAGGGACCAGAGCCGGACCAGGGGCGGUGCUUCGGAUCCCUGUGCGUGGUUUUUUCCAUUGGUUGCCGGAAAUGGAAUUGAAGUGAGUCCAUUUUACUGCAAAUUACUACUUUGACCAGAAGCUCUGAUCAGCCCCCCAAACACCAACCUUCAUCUUCUUCAAGAAGAGAUGGACAACUGACUGGACACCAGCAGGUGACAGAAGGCAGCUCUUUCCUCCGUUGUCCGCCGGCAGCCAUGGCGGGGCUCAAACGCCAUCAUGACGGGAAGAUCGCUGGGCUGUAUGACCUUGACAAGACGCUAGGCCGUGGGCACUUUGCUGUGGUCAAACUGGCCCGACAUGUGUUCACUGGAGAAAAGGUCGCAGUGAAAGUGAUAGAUAAGACUAAGCUUGAUCCGGUGGCAAGAGGUCACCUUUUCCAAGAGGUUCGCUGCAUGAAACUGGUGCAGCACCCCAACGUGGUGCGCCUUUACGAGGUGAUAGACACAGCCACCAAGCUCUACCUCAUUCUGGAGCUGGGAGAUGGAGGAGACAUGUACGACUGCAUCAUGAAACACGAUGGCGGCCUCAGCGAGGAGGUGGCCAAGUGUUACUUCGCCCAAAUCGUCCACGCCAUCUCCUACUGUCACCGGCUACAUGUGGUGCACAGGGAUCUAAAGCCAGAGAACGUUGUGUUCUUCGAGAAGAAGGGCGUAGUGAAGCUUACCGACUUCGGCUUCAGCAACAGGUUUCAACCAGGGAAAAAACUCAACACCUCGUGUGGCUCCCUGGCUUACUCUGCUCCUGAAAUAUUACUGGGGGACGAGUAUGAUGCUCCCGCUGUAGAUAUCUGGAGUUUGGGAGUGAUCCUGUUCAUGCUGGUGUGUGGUCAACCUCCCUUCCAGGAGGCCAACGACAGCGAGACACUAACCAUGAUCAUGGACUGUAAAUACACAGUGCCUCCACACAUCUCCCAAGCAUGCAGAGAUCUUAUAGGCCACAUGCUGCAGAGAGACCCCAAGAAACGAGCAACACUUGAGCAGAUUGAGGGCCACAAAUGGCUUCAAGGUGUCGACCCCUCUCCGGCCACCAAGCUGUCCACCCCCCUGGUGUCCCAUCGCAGCCUGUCAGAGGAGGAACAUGGCUCCAUUAUCCAACGCAUGGUACUUGGAGGCAUCGCAGACAGAGACAACAUAACUGAGGCUCUGGAGUCGAAUCAGUACAACCACAUCACAGCUACCUAUUUCCUGCUGGCUGAGAGGAUGCUGAGGGAGAGGCAAGAAAAAGAGCAGCACAGUCAGACACGAUCCCCCAGCCCCAGCAAGGCCCAGUUCAGGCAGUCCUGGCCAACCAGAGUGGAUGUCCACCAGGAUGUUAGCGAUGGGCUGGGGGGUCCAGCUAUCUCCCACCCUGGUGGCCCCCAGUCCCCUGCCCGUAGUGCUGAAAGCCUCCACAAAGGCCCCAGACCAAAAACAGCUCUGUUGGACGUCAGUCAACGGCAGGAAAACCACACUCCAUCAUCCAGCCAGCAGUCUGCACGACAGAACCCAGAGAGGGGGCCCAGGCCACUGCCAAAGCCCCACUCCAAUCCACUCAGGCUGGGUGCGCUGUCCACAGUGGGCCCUUGCAAGCCACGUAGUCCCAGUCUUUUCAGUGUGGAAGAGGAUGAGGAAGAAGAGGGGGCAGAGGACAAACGUCUGCCACCCUCUUCACUUCCUACACCUCCUCAGGUGGUGCUUCGUUGCAAAUCCUCUUCGUCAUCAUCAUCUCUGUCAUCCUCUGGUAAUCGGCUGACAUCCCGUAUGAGUGCACCAGUCCUUAACCAGAUACAUGAAGAAGAAAAAGAGGAUGAGGAAGAUGAGGAUGGGUGGGAACUGCAUGGACUUGGCCCACCCAAACCCAGCCUCAGCCUCAAUUUGAACUCUAGGAUACCAUCACCAUCACAGCUCAUGUCAUCACCUAAAACUGUUGGUGUCACAGCACCAGUCGCCACCCUGACCCCCAGCUCAGAGACUAGUGAUGAUGAUUCAGAGGGUCAUCACCAACAGCCAGCAGGUCGAAGCACGGGAACUUCAGGAGUAAACGGAGAUGAGAGGGAAAUCAGGAAAGAGGAAAGAGAGAAAAGAGGAGCAGGGCAGGGCAGUCCUUCUACCUGUGCUAGUCCUGGGUCUGGCUCUGGCCAAGGCAAAGGCACAGCCAAAGCUGCCAACGGUCUGGUGGAAAGCUUAAAGCUGAUGAGCUUGUGCUUGAGUUCUCAGUUCCACAACCUGACGGGGGGAGGAGGUGGAGGAGGAGGUGGUGGAGGCAGCGUUGGCAUCGGUGGGGAUACCCAGGACCGGCCCAUGUGGAGAAUGUGCAUGGGGGGCUCUACAGGCAGCCUGGAUAAGGUGUCUCUCCUGGGCGGCCCUUCACCCAGGGGGAACCUCCACCACCAGCCUCCACUGGGAGACGCGCUGGCAGACCCGCUGCUGGACGGCCCAUGCUCGGGCACACUGAGGUUGGGAGAGCUGGACCUGGCCAGGGAAAACCACAGGAACAUGAAGAACCGUGCAUUACAGAUGCCCUUGAGCGACAAGACUCUGUCUGUCAACAUCCACCGGAGCCCCAAGGAGGGUCUGCUCUGUACCCCUACCCCCCACAGCUGCUGCCAAGUGAUCUAGACAGCAGACAGCCACUCCGAACUCCACCUACAACCUGCUUCACCUCCACACUCCUCUCUGUAUAGCCCUUAUCAUUCACCUUAAAUUAUAUCCCACUGGGUUAGGAGUUGACAUUAUUUUAUCAAUGUUUCAUAUAUGUUUACCACUUUGGGGGAACUGGGAGGGAGAACUGCCAACUUUGCACAUUUGAAGACGUAAAGAUGGAGGUGCCACACACAUGUAUGUGAAGCAUUUUCUGCAGAUAUACAUGGCAUAUUUUAGCCCUCUGGUAUUUUUAAACAAAAGAAAUAAGGCUACGUUCAGACUGCAGUUAAAAGUGGCUGAAAUCAGAUUUUUAUGUUGCUCAUAAGUGACUCACAACAGCGCAAAUUUGACAGAAUCUGAUCUUUUUGACCGUGUUUGAACUUAAAUGAGAUACAACUGGGUUUUUUUUGGUCUGAAUCAUCUACUUUUUGUUCUGGCCAGAGUCACUCUGAAUACAAACAGGCAGUCAGUGAAGGGACAGUCAGGUGUUGGACUUCAACGGUAACACUCUUAGCAACACUUUUCUAUAAGCGAAACUUGAUGGUAUGUACUGUAAUGGGCUGAAUGGGUGUACCACUGCACAUCACCUUAUAAAUAUGACUGCAAGUGCUGACUUCACUGGCCUCCACUUUUACAACAGCAUGUGAUAUCUGUGUUCUGGUUCACACUGGAAUCUGAUGUUAGUCACAUGUUAAAAAAAAAAAAAAAAAAAAAAGGCAAAUAGCCAAGGAAAUUUAAAAAAAAAGGGGAAAAAAAAGUCAGAUUUGAAUAAUAAGUCUGUAUUGAGCACCAAGUCUUGCAGUAUAAACGUAGCCGAAGUAUCUUAAGAGGUGCUUUAAUAACAUUUUCUCCUCACAACUCUGCUCCGAUAAACUCCCUGUAUACAUAUGUUCCAAAUGUAUUUGUGUGCACAUCCACACAUACCUGUAUCACUCCGAUAAGCUGAUAAAGGGAAAAGCUGAGCAGUUUUACUAUCAUGUUACAUCUUUUGUUGUACUUUGAUGCUGUUUUUUAUUCUAAUUUUUUAAAUUAUUUUUGAGACAAUCAUUUUAUUCCUUUUUUAAAUUCUGACUGAAAGAGUUCAGACUGUGAGGACAAAUAACAGGGUGAAAGAUUAAGUAAGAUGAUGGCACUUAAUAUUUUGUAGUCUAUCACUGUUUUAUUUUUCUACGUCCAAUGCAGAUUCUGAAAGGAAACGCACAUUCAUUUGUCAUGAUGAUCUCUGUUAGUUGACAGAAUUUGUACAUAUGUUAAUAACAUCGAAGAGUCUUAACAGUACUCUGUACCUGUAGUAUUGAUGGUAAAGUUGUAUUGCAGUAGAAACCUGAAUACUAGAUCCGUAUACACCAUUAUUCUUCACUCCUAUAGCAUAUUCAAGGUUUUGGUUGCACCCAGACCUAAAAAAUAAACACUAAAAUAAAUCUAAAAUCUCCUCUAAAAUAAAAUGAUUAAAAUAUGAUAUGUAAUGGCAGCUGUUUCAAUUAAAAGUCAUUCUUAAUAUGUGUUCAGUGGGAUUGAAAGCGCUAAGUGCAUGACUCAACAUGUAGUGUGUACAUGAUACGAGUACUGGGUGGAACCUAAACCAUGUAUAUCCUGUAGCUUUCCAGGAUCACGGUAGCCACUGUUGUAGCAUAUUCCAAAACAAAAACAACAAAAAGGGGUUUGAAAAUAGCAUAAGAACACAGCCCCUUCAAGUAUCGGUCUGUGUAGCUGGAUGUGUGACCCACUCCUUGUGGAAUAUAUACCUUGACAGUGCAUGUGUUUUUGCUGUAGCAACCUUAUUCUCACUCACUGAGGUCAAUCCACUACUGUACGUACAUACCUAAGCAACAGAUUGAAAUGGUCACUUUACUGUAGCCUCACAGCAAUACCAGCAACUGCAAAAUGUACAAACAAAAUGGAUGUGCCAUAAAUAUGUCUUUAGCAUAUUGUACUGUAUGUAUAUGAUAGAGAUCUAUUAAAAUUAAAGGAUGUGAAUGAGGUC
Sphaeramia orbicularis (orbiculate cardinalfish) is the source of this 4791-nucleotide messenger RNA. RefSeq names its product SNF-related serine/threonine-protein kinase-like. Gene Ontology annotation, molecular function: protein serine/threonine kinase activity; ATP binding. The coding region runs from base 381 to 2783 and encodes 800 amino acids. Gene Ontology annotation, cellular component: cytoplasm. The record is from RefSeq and is a predicted model, not a curated record. NCBI's taxonomy places the organism in Eukaryota, Metazoa, Chordata, Actinopteri, Kurtiformes, Apogonidae. The transcript has 8 exons. Gene Ontology annotation, biological process: protein phosphorylation; intracellular signal transduction.